UUUUGCUACUCCACCCGCAUAACCGGAGGCUGCUCGCUGUUGCACUUGCUUCAAAUGAUGAUGUGUGCCUUUGCGCCCGCGUGUCCAACAACUAGAGCUAGUUUACCAUAUGCCGGCCCCACCCGCUAAUUACACAGCACAGCGGCGGUAGAGUCAGACAAGAAACAAGAAACAAUAGCCGAGGAGGAAGAAAGGAAGAGGUGGAAGCAGAAAGAGAAACCUUCUAACGACUCAAACUCAGUAGGUAAAACAAAAAAAAAAACGGCGAGCUAGCAGGAUGGCGCACAUCAAGAGUAAACAUGUCAGUCGACAAAUAAGUGAUAGUCGUCCAUCAAGGCGACUCGCCGGGCAGCCAGUCAGCUGAUCAGAUAACUCCGGUGGUGCUGCUGCUUGUGGUUGAGGGGGUAGGGUGGGGGGGAGUGGCUGUUAAAGUUCCUCGUCCUCGUCUGCCUCCAGCCGAAUGGACCCGACACUGUUGAAUCAGCUGAGGACCAACUGAGCGGGUUCUAUUGGUCGUCAUCACUAUGACUGAUGGGGAUUAUGACUACCUGAUAAAGCUCCUUGCCCUGGGAGACUCCGGUGUGGGGAAGACGACAUUCCUGUACCGCUACACAGACAACAAGUUCAACCCCAAGUUCAUCACCACAGUCGGCAUCGACUUCAGGGAAAAAAGAGUGGUGUACACAGCUUCCAACCCCAAUGGAAUGACGGCAGGAAAAACCUUCAAGGUUCACCUCCAGCUCUGGGACACGGCUGGACAGGAAAGGUUCCGCAGCCUGACGACAGCGUUCUUCAGAGACGCCAUGGGGUUCCUGCUGAUGUUUGAUCUCACCAGCCAGCAGAGCUUCCUCAAUGUCAGAAACUGGAUGAGCCAGCUUCAGGCCAACGCUUACUGUGAGAACCCCGAUAUAGUGCUGGUUGGAAACAAGGCAGACUUGGCGGACCAGCGCGAGGUUCAAGAAAAACAAGCAAAAGAGCUGGCGGAUAAGUACGGGAUCCCGUAUUUCGAGACCAGCGCUGCGACCGGGGUGGAGGUGGAAAAGGCCGUGAUCACACUGCUGGACCUGGUCAUGAAGAGGAUGGAGCAGUGCGUAGACAAACCGCCUUCAGAGCCUUCUAACGGCACGGAGAGCACAAGGCUCUCGGCCGCACAGCCCGAGGAGAAGAAAUGUGCAUGCUAGAGCUGGAGAGCUCUUUCAGGAAGUGACGUAGUGUGUACUCUCUACUCGCCAAUCUUUCGCCGUCAUCAUUGCUUGCAUGCUUCUUUGGUGUCAUCUUGAUCAUCUCCUUUCCGGCUCAAACGAAACUCUUAUUUGACUUCGUUCUUCUCUUUCCCACUAUGGAAUUCUGUUGCCGAAAUGCCUCAAUAGGACUGGAGCCACUCUAGAUCCCCCUCUAAGGGUUUUUCUAGGUACUGCAGUCUGAUCACCUCAGUAUCCAUUUCAGUUUUCGUGGCAAAAUGCCGGUGAGUCAAGGUCGGAGACUUUUUGUUCCCCCGCAGUCGACUAUUCUGGCCCUUAUUGCUGCUGCCGCUGCUUCUAUUGUGGCUUUAUGUUCAUUUGUCUCAUCUUUUCGUCACUUUCUAACGGGGGAACGGCGUCUUCCUGUGUCGCUUGCCUUUCAAGCUCGUCGUAGUUGGAGUACAAUCAACAGGCCCGUUAAUUUAAUUUCUUUUUUGGGUCGGAUUGAGUGUCUUUGAAUCCCAAUAGUUAUUCGUUAAAGCAUUUCACAGUUUUUUUUGGUUUUGUUUUUUGUUGUACUUGUUAGACGGCCUGUUGAUAACAUCCAGGGUUUGGUCUGGUUGACUCACACUUGAAAUAUCCUGAAAUUAAAAUCGAUGCUCUAUACACUUUCUAAACACUUUUUUUUUUCUUGGUUGCUUACCGUCCCAGUGAAACCAUAGCAAAUGUAGAAGACUAUUAGUUCCACUGUGACGCCUUCCGCCACUUCAAUUGUAUCUCACCACCUCUGCCCAACUUUCAAUCUCUACGUUGUUUUUGUGCAAGUCAACCAUGUAUCUAAAGUCAUAACACCUCUAUUUGCCUUACAUUAUGGAAAAUGUGUGUGGAAGUGGAGGAUUUUCUCAAGGAAUGAGAAUCAUCCUUCUUGCUUGCUAUGUAUUUAUUUCUUCGCCCAACAAAUGACGCAUUUGUCGGGCGUUCUCGUCUAAAAGUGUGCUGAAACCGGUGGCAGCCAAGAAUCUUCCGUUUUUUUUGUUGUUUGUGUGUAUUUGUUGCUGCUUCAAAUGAGUUCCGUGGCCCUUUUAGGAAUGACGAUACAAAUUGAAGAAUACAUGUUUUUUUUUUCCCUGUUUUUUUUUUUUUUUUUGUGGCGUAUGCAAUGAAUCUGUUCAAAAGGUUUAUGUGCCCUUAAGCUUUGGCUUCACUUUGUCACCUUUAAUCUGCCAAUGUGCCAAAACGAAAUAAAAAGAGAAACUUUACACAAAAGCAUUUGUUCAACCUCGGAUAAAAACUGCUUUCAUGUUCUGUUCGGGUGUCGUGCGUAUGCGUGCCAACAUCUGAUGACGAGUGCCAUAUGAGACUCACAAAAUGUGGUAGCAUCCUCACAUUAAUGAGCAGUCAGGAUUCUGAAGGAGUCCGAAUCCUAAAAAUCUGCCCAAACGACUUAUACUACAUGUGCUGCUGCAUUUUAUAAACUCCAGUAUCUUCUCGCUGACUUUUUUUUUCCACUAUUUUUUUUUUCUUGUGAGCUUCCCAACUUGUUGAAUUGUCAUUUCACAAAGUCUGAAGAGUUUUUGUCAUCUUGUGUUCCCAUCAUCCAUCCAUUUCCUACAGACUGCUACAAAUCAUCGUGGAACUCAUCGAAGCUAACUUUUCACCGUAUAUUGAUCGCCAGUCAGCCGCUGGGCAUAUGCAGAAUAGACAAAAAAACAGUCACAAUCACAUUCAGGCUUGUGCACAUCGCAUGACAACAUGAAAUGUAGUUUGACUUUCUCUCGCACGAUUGAUCACCGCACCACACGCACUACACUCCAAAGCAAAUCAGUUUAAUCCAAGCCUCCCUUCAUGUACGAUUUGGUCAUUUCGAGCUCCUUCAAUUUAAUGUGUCUUCUUGACUGAUGUACUUGAUGCAUGUUUUCUAUCCACCUCAAACCUAAGUGUAGUUUUGGUAUCCUCUUGAAAAGUUUACAAUGUUUAAGGAGUCAUUUUGUGCCUGUUACUAACUCUUCUUUCCGAUUCUCUGUAAAGUGUGAGCUACUCAAUAUGUUGAUGUAUUAUUCAUUCUGGAGUACAACACAGAAGCAGAAGGUGAGGACGAUGUUGUUUUAUGUGCCAGGUAUUAAAAAAAAAAAAGGCAAAAUACCUCUAAGAGCUUUUAUUUUUGGAACUCCUCUUUGUGUGAAAUUUCUCAGACGAGUGCAGUUUGUUGAUGUUUUGUUUGAUGCUUGUGUGUGGUUUCUAUUUUCUUGAUUGUGGCACCGCCAGUCAGCAUGUGAGAAUGAAAUGACUGUCAUGCAUUUGGUGUUACAAAUAAAUCUGUUAGUUUUAA
This is a messenger RNA of Hippocampus zosterae (dwarf seahorse), 3510 nucleotides long. Its product is annotated as ras-related protein Rab-27B-like. Gene Ontology annotation, biological process: melanosome transport; positive regulation of exocytosis. The transcript is spliced from 8 exons. Bases 525 to 1181 code for a protein of 218 amino acids. Gene Ontology annotation, cellular component: melanosome; secretory granule. The record is from RefSeq and is a predicted model, not a curated record. Lineage: Eukaryota; Metazoa; Chordata; Actinopteri; Syngnathiformes; Syngnathidae. Gene Ontology annotation, molecular function: GTPase activity; GTP binding.